Messenger RNA from Rhododendron vialii, 1322 nucleotides. RefSeq lists its product as uncharacterized. The record is from RefSeq and is a predicted model, not a curated record. The transcript is spliced from 2 exons. NCBI's taxonomy places the organism in Eukaryota, Viridiplantae, Streptophyta, Magnoliopsida, Ericales, Ericaceae. Bases 369 to 1100 code for a protein of 243 amino acids.
UAGUAUCUGUUUCAUUUUUGUUUGUUUUUCCCCAAAAGCAUAUGCCCUCCAGACUCCUUGCCCAAAUUUCCAUGCACUAACUAUACCCUCUCUCCUCGUCUUCUUCACCUCAAUCGUUUUCACAUUCAUCAUCCGAACCUUCGUUUCCCACCAAUUCUCACGACUUUCUUAUCCAAGACAAGAAAUUCAAUUCCGCCCCCCAAGAAACAGGAAUAGUACUGCUCCUACUAGUAGUAAGUAGUACAGUAAAUGAUUUCUCCCGUCCCCAAAAUUCAAACUCGGGCGCACUUUCCUACCAAUUCCCACUCUCCGUUUUGCAUGACUCGGUAAAACGGCCUUUUCCCUUGGAGAAAGAAAAUACUCUAUUAAUGGCAAUGGAGAUAUGCUCUGAGAAUUCUUCUUCUACGCUGGUGAUGAGUCCAGCUAGGAUCUCGUUCUCGUACGACCUCUCUCAAUCCGACGCCGCUCCGAUCGAACACCACUUCCGAUCGAAUUCUUCUUCUUCUUCGGGCGUCGAUUUCGAUUUCUGCACCCAAGAGGCUUGCGCCCAGGCGUCUUCAUCCGCCGAUGAGCUUUUUUCUGACGGGAGAAUCCUUCCCUUCCGAAUCAAGGAAAACGUCGCUCCGCAGCGGCGAGAAAUUCGGCCACCGGAAGUUCUGGCAGCGGAUCUACAAUGUGGAAAAGGUGAGAUUGAAGAGGGAUUGAAGGAGGAGAGGAAAGGAGCGAUCUCCGAGUCCGAGGAAAAACAUCAGGGCUCGAAAUCGUUUUGGCGAUUCAAGAGGAGUAGCAGUUUGAAUUGUGGCAGUGGAUAUGGUCCGAGCUUAUGCCCCCUGCCUCUUCUAUCGAGAAGUAAUUCAACCGGUUCAGCAGCGAGCCAGAAGCAGAAUUCCAAGAAAAAUCAUCCAUCCGUUGCAGCUCCAAAGAUACCAUCGCAAUACUCUUCAACUUGGGGUAGCUAUCAGAAGCCUCCAUUGAAGAAGAGUUACGGGUCUUAUGGCAACGGUGGUGGUGUUCGAGUCAAUCCAGUGUUGAAUGUUCAUCCAGGUAAUCUUUUUGGCUUAGGCUCGAUCUUCGGGAAGGAGAAAAGCAAGAGGAAGUGAUUCAACAGUGGGAUAACCGUCUACCGCUAGUUUGUUUGUGGAUUUAGAGCCUUUUGCAAUAUGGUUUCGUCAUCAGAAUGUAGUUUAAGUUGAUGAUGUGUACUAGUUGAUGGUCACAGUCUAUGCUCUUUGAUUUUAGCUGGUUGUAUAUGUGAGGAAUGAUUGGAAUUGUUUCAGGAUUUUGACUCAGAGAAUACAGGAAAUGCUUUGUUUUGGCUGCUA